Molecule: messenger RNA, 8577 nt
Organism: Pristis pectinata (smalltooth sawfish)
Lineage: Eukaryota; Metazoa; Chordata; Chondrichthyes; Rhinopristiformes; Pristidae
Gene: scaf11
Product: SR-related CTD-associated factor 11
Exons: 16
Coding region: 206-5290 (1694 amino acids)
Biological process (GO): spliceosomal complex assembly
Molecular function (GO): RNA binding
Source: RefSeq, a predicted model, not a curated record
CCCCACCCACAGCGACAUGUGGACGUGAGGCUCGGGCCCGGCGCUUCCGCAGUCAGAGUGUGGCUUUGCCGGGCGUUCGGCUGGUGACGGGCUUCAACUCAGAGCCGAGUCGGCGGCGAGGAUGAUCACAUGAGCCCGGGGCCUGUGCUGAAGCGGAGAGAGCGCGGCCCGGACCGAGUUUUGUACUGUCAACUAAAUGUAAAAGAUGGGAGGCAGGAAAUUAAGAGAAGCUACGUCAUUUUCAGAUAAUGAAGAAGAUUUUGAAGGUGAAGAAAAUGAACAAGAACAAGCUGAUAAUGGGCUGUUUGUUCCAACAAAUCAAAUUGACUGGUGCCCUAUCUGCCUGAAUAUCUUUGUGGAACAAGAAGUGGCUGUUCCUGAGAGCUGUUCCCACAUUUUUUGUCUGAGGUGCAUUCUUGCAUGGGCUGAAAAACUCAGUUCCUGCCCAAUAGAUAGAAAGCCUUUCAGUGUGGUUUAUAAACAAGACAAUAUAAAGAGUAACACAAAGAUUCCAGUGAAGACAUGCUUCAGUAAAAAGUCAGGAGAACAGAAGGAUGGCAGCAGUGGACAUUAUAUUGGUGUCACAAGAGAAUGUAAUAUUUUGAAUGAUGGAGUAUGCACGUGCUUAAAGGGAAAAUGCAAAAGGCACUAUGAUGAUUGGCAACAAACUGAAUUUUGUGAAACUCAAAGCAGACCGAUCAUUGCUUACAACAAAAGGAGCAGGAGUUCCAAGAAGACUACAAAUAAGGUCAACAGAAAAAAAUGUCAUCAGCCAUGCGUGAGGAAUGAUCCGAACAGUUUCUCUCCACAUUAUGGGAAAUUGGAAAUGUCUGUUUCCCAGGCUGAAAACUGCACUGAGUUUGUUGACGUGUGUGAAAUUGCACCACUAAUCAGACAGAAGAGAAGAGGACCUGAGUCAUUUAGAUUGCCAUGGCGAAAUGCUCUCACUGCCCUUACAACAGAAAUGUUGAGGCACGAAAUAGACUUAAUUUCUGUUGGAAAUGAUGAAGCAGCAACUGCUUUACCCCUGCGAGAUCUGACGUCAGGAACUCCUUUUCUAUCGAACCCACGCGGAUUGGGGCGUUCUGUUAAUUUUCCUGGCAAGAAGUGUGCACUUGCAGGCACCAGAGGAGGUGGAGAGAAAAAAAAUAAGUCUGGCGCAUCAGGUAGUACUAAUGCAAGCACCUCUGAAACUUCACAAGGCAGAAGAAGAUCGAUGCGCAUCAGCAAAGCAGAAAACUUGGACAAAUCUGCCAGCUCAUCUCAGAGGGCUCAGUCAAGCUCGGGUGCAUCCAUUUCAAAAGUAUCUAUGGAAUGUGCACAAACUCCACCUAAAAAGGCAGGAAAGCAAAAGACCAAGAGGAAAUUAGAGAAUGAACAAAGUAAAAUUCCUUCUGAUAAAAAGAAAACCAGAGUUACCCGUAGUUCCUACAAGAAAUCUGAUUCUAGCAGUUCCGACCCAAAUGAUAGUCCAUUUGUCAGUGAAACUGAGCCUCAACCUCCUACACCUCUCUCCAAUGAAAAGCAGUUGACAAAUUUAGAUAAUAGUAGUCCAAGCCAUUUAUCAGCUAAUGGCUGUAGUGAAACCGUUAUUUCAAUAGAAAAAGAUAAAGAGGAAGAAGUUAUUGAAAAAGAGCAUAGUCAUGUUGAGAAUACAAACCCAUCUGUUGAGGAAGAGGACUGUAAACCAAUUACUGACCCAAUUAAUAGUGAAGACUCAGGAAAUUCAAAUCUUCCUCCAUCUACUGAAGAUGAAAAUUUUAUGGAACUUAACUCAGGAAAUGCAACAGGACAUGCUGACAAAGAAAUGGUUAAAAUGGAACAGCAUCAUUUGAAAGAUGAAAUGUAUUCUCUCAGUGCAGAUGUGCCCUGUGCCAGUCUAUCUAAUAGUGAUCAAGCUAUUGGUCCCACAAGAUAUCCUGAAAGUCCCUCAAAUAAAGGUUGUGACGAGGUAGAAAAUAAGGCACCAGCAGAAGAUCAAUAUUCUGAGCAAUAUAAAGAGGCAGAAUUUACAGAGAACAUGGGAAGUCCUGAACAAGUACCUUCAUGUUGGGGUGUUACUGAAAAGCAAUCAACUGCUGAAAGUACAGGAAUACAUGAUGAUGAUACCCUCUCUGAGAGAAAAAUGUCAUUGGAUAGUAUUGAUGCUGAGUAUCCUAAUAGAGCCGAACCUGCAGAGGUUAAGGAAAUUCCAGGUGAGGGAGACCGUACAUCAGGCUAUAAAAGUGAUAUUAGUAAAGAGUUAUCAGUUGAAGUUCCUGGAAGAAUUGCAGUAAAUAGUGGCCUGAUGAAUGAAAUGUCUUUGGAGAAUAUCAAACCAGAGCAGCUGAAAAACAUGGAAACUCCGGAAAUUUUAGGUGCUGAGAAGGAAUCUGAUUGUAGAAGUAUUAGCCAGCAGUAUGCUGAGGCACCUGGAACAUACAUGGAAGAGGACAGCCUGAAGCAUGAAUUGACCUCAGAGCAUCUAAAGCUGGAGCAGUUUGACAUGGGUUCAAUGAAAGCUUUAAAUGCAUCGGAACACAUGUCUGAUAGUAAAAUAGGUAUUGGUCAGCAGUUAUCAAUCGAAAACCAUAAAGAGAUUAUGGAGAAUAUUAGCUCUAAGUCCGAACUGGGCCCCGGGAGUAUUGGACCUCAAGAUGAGAUGGAGCUGGGUGGAGUUUUAAACAAUCUUAAUCAAGCAUCUGAUCCUAAAAGUGGCUUUGAUCAGCAGUCAUCUGAUGAAAGUCCUGGAAAAGCAGUGGAGAGUGAAUGUCUAAAAAUCGAAACCUCUUCAGAAAUACUGAGCUAUGUUCAAAUAACUACGGAGGCACAUGAAGAUAAAGCUAAAACUGAAUUGUUUAUUGAUAGGACCUGCAGUAGUGGUCCUGAGGACUUUAAUGUGGAUAACAAUGAGGUAGUGGCUAUGGAAUGUGAUUCACCUAUCAAUGACCACCAAAUGCCUGAAACCGAACCAGAAUCUGAAAAAAAACUCAAAAGAAAUUAUGAGCAACUGCUGCCAAAUUCUUCUGUUGAAACUAUCAAUAAGGAAGGACCUCCUGAGAAUGAACGUGAGAAAAAGUCGGAACAGAAAGAAAAAGACGUUCCACGUCGCAAAUCUAGAUUCCACGCAGCAUCCACAACUUGGUCUCCAGAAAGGGAAAGAAAACGUGAACCUAAGAGAUCUAGAUCAAAGUCACAGGGAAGAUCCAUGCCCGCAGCUCAAGGAAGGUCCAUGCCCAUGCCUGAAGGAAGAUCUGGGUCACGGGGGAGAUCUGGCUCCAAGUCGAGGGCAAGGUCCCGGUCACGCUCCAGGUCACGGGGAAGGUCACGCUCCCGGUCGCGGGGACGGUCUCGGUCCCGGGGACGGUCUCGGUCCCGAUCACGGGGAAGAUCAAGAUCUAGGUCUAGAACGCAGGGAAGAUCCAGGUCACGGUCACUGGGAAGGUCCAGAUCCAGGGGUAGGUCCAGGUCCCGGUCAUGGGGGAAAGACCAUCAUAGUCACUCGGACAGACCUGCACAUGAACGAAUUCGUUCAUGGGGGGAUGAUGGUGACCGAAACAUCCAGACAUCUCCAUCUUGCAGGAAAAGAUCCAGGUCUCUAAGUAAAGAGAGAGGCAAGGAAGAACCUCCAAGUGAAAGUGGGAAGAGGGAAGCUGAAGCAGACAGGGGAAGAAAAGGUAGGCAGCGUUCUAGAUCGAGGUCUAGGUCCAGAAAGAGGUAUUAUUCUGGAGACAAAGAGGAUAAGCCCGGUUUUUCUCCAGGCAGAAGAGACAGAAAUGUGGAUGACAGCUGGAGAAGUGCUCGAGGAAAGGAUAGAUUCAGAAUGAAUGAUUGGGAUAGACCGAGGGGGUUUGACAGAUUCAGAAAAGAUAAUAGGAAUAGGGAAUUUCAGCAAAUGUCCAGAUACCCAAAUGAGCAGUUAGCUGGGGAUACAAAUGAGUAUUUAGAUGACAGGAACCCUGAAUGGAUAAUGGAACAAAUGCAGCCAUCAUCUGAUGUUCGUAUGAGAGAAAAUGAAUACAGGAAUGAUGCCAAGUGGGAAGAAAAUAGAUAUGAAAGGGAUGAUUCUUGGACGAAUAGGAACUUUGUCCCUGGCUGGAAGCGUGGUCGUGGACGUUUUCGGGGAGGACCAUUUCGUGGUGACCAAAGUGAAAUUCCAUGGCAAAACCGAAGGUCAAAUUUCUCAGGCGAGCAGAAUAAUUCGGGAAAAUACCAAGGGACUGGACCGCGCAGGUAUAAUGACCAUCAACCCAACAGAUGGAGAGGUGACUCAAAUCCAUCUUCUGAUGUCCGUGACCGUUCUGGAUGGUCUUCUUUCUCUAGUUGGAAUGCGAGGAAAACUCUGCCAGCAGAUGUCCAAAAUUAUUAUGCAAAUAGGGGAAGGCAGGCUUCAGGCACACAGUCAAGCUGGCAGGGUUCAGAGGAGGAACAGUACCAGAGUUCAUCAGAGCAAGCAGAUUCAUCGCAAGGGACAUCAGCCUUCAGUGACCAGGCAAAUCAACAAAUGAAUGGCUCUCAGCAACCUGUUAAUAUGCUGCAUCAGCCUGUUUUACCACAACCACUGAAUCCGCCACCCCAACCAAUGAAUGUCUUUCCCUAUCCAAUGAAUGUCCAUCCUCCUCUAAUGCAUUUCCACAAUCCAUAUAUCCACCCUCCUCCUCCAUUGAAUGUGCAUGCAGGAAUGUCAGCCGUGCCACCAACUGCUGCUGGAAAUCUGCCUAACAGCCCACCCCCACCACCACCUCCACCUCCACCAUCCCAGUCAGUGAACUACGCAGUCCAACAGCUUGACCUGACACAACCUCAGAUCAUACCUCCUCCCUGUAAUGCUCCUGAGGUGGAUUUGCAGACCAGUGCUGCUAGUGUACCCAUUCCAGCUGGAGGUUCAGGCAAGGCAGUGCCUGUUUCACUUCCUGUAGAUGUUUCUUCUUCUGCCUUUCAGUCUGUCCAACAGGUCUUUGCAACUCUUUCAACUCCAAAGACUACAGUAGAAAAAGAGAGCCUGAAGGAAGAAUUUGAAAUGGAAAAGCCCAAAAAGGACAAGAAAUGUACUAUUCAGGAAAGAGCCGUAGAAGAGGUAAAACUAGCCAUCAAGCCUUAUUACCAGAAGAAGGACAUUACCAAGGACGAAUACAAAGAAAUUGUCCGCAAGGCAGUGGAUAAGGUUUGCCAUAGCAAGAGUGGUGAAGUAAUCCCAGGAAAAGUAGCGAACUUGGUAAAAGCAUACGUAGAGAAAUAUAAACAUGCAAGGAAAGGGAACCCAAAGCAAAAUCCUGAAGAAUGCAGUAUCAUUGGGAACAAAUCUUUUUAAAUGAUAUAAAGAUAUAGCAGAUUAAUUACCAGUGUUAAAAUGAACCCAAAAUAGAAUGAUGAGUAGGAAAUUUGUUUUCCAUUGGUUCAUAUAAUUUUUUCCUACAGAGAUUGUUUUUUUUUUAAAUGGAAGCAUUUGGGACACCACAAUAACAUGAAAUGAAAAGCAUGCUGUUGUUAGUUAUAUGGAGUUGCAAAGAUAAUAUGAUCUGUCCUGGCCCCUCCUGCGGGCUGUCAGUAGAUCAGCUGUAUAAAUGUGAUAUUUGUUUAGAUGAUUUCCUAAUGUAUCAAAUUAUCUCUUACUGAUUUUUUUUGUUAACUCUAGUUAGUGUUUUUGUAAACAGUUUGUAUGCUGUACAAAUGCCUCCAGGUUUAACUGGAAGGAUCUGGAUCAUGUAGUUGCACUAAAGACUGGCAACUGAGGCUGAUCAGCUAUUUUAGUGCAUUUAGGAUCUCAACAAAAAUGAUUGCUUAAUUCUGCUAGGACUGUUGCUCAGUGGGAAAAUGUUUGAUAAAAGAUUUGAUUCUAUAGUUUCAUUUUUGAAAAAAGCAGAAAAGAAUGGUUCAGAAUGUGAUAGGAGUAUUCUGUAAUACUUAACCUACACACCGAAAUAAAUUUUCUGCUGCUUGUCAAAACAGUUUCUGGGUCUUGAUGAACAUGUAUAUGGGUUUACGUUUGUUGAAGAUCAGAUGAGAAAUUUGUAUUUCUACUCCAAAAGUGGAAUCCUUUGUAAAAGUAUUUUUGUUUGAUGUCCUGGUGAUGGCAUUAUAGUAGUACAUUCCAUUAGGUGCUGACGUUGUUCUGUUAUCUUUAAACACAAUAAAUUAGUAUGGCAAUAGAUAAUUUAAAUACCAGGGAGGAUCUUGUAAAUGCCUAUAUAACUUAAAUAUCGAAUGAAGCUCAAUUUUUUUGGUAUUAUCAAAGGCUUGAGUUCUGUAUUUCUAACAGCUUCCAAAACACUAUUGCCAGCAGUGCUUCGUCAUAUUUUUUAUAUUAUCGCUAACAAUCAUAUCACCUGCCUGCUAGUUAUUAUUUAAUGGAAUUUUGUAAUAGAACAUCAAACCAAGUUGUUGCCGCCCUUCUCUUUUCCAGUCAUUGGGUUUUUGAAUGUUCCUGCAGUGGGAUUUCCUCUUAAUCCAUUUGGUUAUAUUGCAAAGAACCUUGACGCUUUUAACGAUGGAACAUACUUUCAUUUUUGAGAAGAAGGCUAGCACAUUUUAUGUUGGAAAUAAAUCCAGUUUACUGAAAAGACUCAUACUUAGAGCAAAAAUGUACUAAUGAAAGGAAUAAGUGUGAGAAAUUCAUUAAUUCCAGGAAGAUAAGGUUAAUAAAUUUUAAUGUGGUUCAAUAAUAUUGAAAGUGCCAUAUUAACAUGUACUUAAACAGUGGAAUAAUCCUGAAAGUUAAAUGUGUACAUCCAAAGUUGCUUACCAUUUUAACUAUCGCAUGUUCUUCAUUAAUAUUCAUAGGCUAUCUAUACAGGGCAGAAAAACAUUUGAACAGAUUCUUAGAAAAUAAGUGUUUGGACUCCAAAUACAACUGACGCUCCUCAAGUCUCCAAACUUCCAGUGUUGCUUUUGUAAAAAUCCCUUAACAAAACUGUUUAUUCUCAGUGGGCUUUGAAUAUAUUUAUAUUUCUUGUGACCCUGGUAUUGGUCUCUUUAGCUGAAUGAUUCAAUAAGAGAUGGGGCCUUUUAAUUUUCCUUGAAUGGAAGAGAAACAAGGCCUCUUGUAUUGAGGAGACUGUUGGUCGUAAUUUAAAAUUACAGAACACUGUGGUUCGUUGUCCUAUUGGAUGAGGGCCAGCUUUGCAUCCAGUUCUCAAAGCAUGCGUCCUUAAUCUACAUAUCUAAAAUGUAUCUCUCUGGCAAGAAAAUUAAAUCAAUUACUGAACCCUAAUGUGUAUUACAUCUUGGGACUAAUGGACAAUCAUCAUUCCAGGAUGCUUAUUCUCCUCUCUGGUGCCCAGCAAAUGGUCAAAAUAUACUUCAAUAAUGGGAGUAGGGUAAUGGAUAGGGCAGGGCAAGUGUAAUUUUGCCACUAAGUACAUUUUGGCAUAGUAUUUGACCAUUGGAUCCUGUUCUUAUGCAAAAUUUCCAACAGGGUUAUCAGAUAAGAAUCAUGUAUUCUUUCCCCGUGCCCCCCCCCCCCCCAAAACCCCUGCCUGUGUAAUUAAGGUGUGCUAGGACCAGUUGUUCACUUUGCUGCCAUUGUAAUUGAGAUCAGAUUGUCAACAAUAGCCAGAAAUUAAUCUGGGCCCUCUGGUUUGGCGGCUCAACCUCACACCUUUUACUAACUGGUCCACUAGGGAAGGAUGCCAGUUCCCACGUUAAGCAGGAUUAGCAUUUGCAAGUCAUUGGCACAGUUCACCUCUGUAGGAUUCAGUAUUAUUAAUUAUCUGCAAGUGAUUGUUGUGCAUUUUGGAAUCUCAAAAUGUAAUUGCCUGGUACCAAAGGAUGCUUGAGUUUACCUUUGUAGCUAGUUUAGAGAAAGAAGUGGUUUCUUGUGAACCUGUUGUUAAAUUAUGUUUAUUGAGCCAGAAUUUUAAAUUAGACUAAUCAGGAUAAAUCUUUAAAUGUAUUUCAGUGUCUCAAUAGGCAAGACAGUUUUGUAACUAUAAAAUCAGAAAUAUUGAUGACAUUUGCCAUCGCUGAUCCAAGUCAUUUUGUACAAUUCUUUCAGCUGGAUCUAAAUGGCUCUCUAGACAUAACACCUUUGUACCAACAGGUGGAAUCCACUGACGUGGCUUAUUAUUGUCUCACUGAUACACAGAUGAUCCAUUUUUGUCACUGCUAAUCAAAAUACAUUGGUCAUGCAUUUACAUGCAUUGUGGUUUAUUAGAAGUUGAAUUUGCAGUCACAAGGCUGGUAAUGCAUUUCACGUGGGUACAUCCAGGAUGUUAUCAAAGGCCAAGCAUCUGCUUAAUAUUUUGAAAACUAAGUACCAGAUUUUCUCAGCAGUGUAUUUUUAACCUGAUGGAUAUUGGUACUGAUCAAGCUUUAGCCCCUUAGCACAUCCUAAUCAGAUACUCCUUCAUUUUUAAGUACCCUCUUUUCAUACUAUAUGGAGUAAAAUAAAUUUUUCAAAAGCUUACAUUGAUUUAGCUGUGAACAAAGAUUUGUUGACUCUGGCAUGGUGAUUUGAGUUUCUUUUCAGUAUGGUAGAUUGGUGCAGGUAUUUCAGUCUCCUGGAUUGCUCAAAUUAAUGUAUUUUACCUAUUUUGUAAAAUAGUUCUGUUGUGUGAUGUACAUAGUUUAAACUAAUAAAACCCUUUUGGUUUGCGUUGU